This is a messenger RNA of Mycotypha africana, 697 nucleotides long. Its product is annotated as ribonucleoprotein-associated protein. The coding region runs from base 18 to 401 and encodes 127 amino acids. The record is from RefSeq and is a predicted model, not a curated record. Gene Ontology annotation, cellular component: precatalytic spliceosome; box C/D methylation guide snoRNP complex; nucleolus. Lineage: Eukaryota; Fungi; Mucoromycota; Mucoromycetes; Mucorales; Mycotyphaceae. Gene Ontology annotation, molecular function: RNA binding. Gene Ontology annotation, biological process: ribosome biogenesis; maturation of SSU-rRNA; mRNA splicing, via spliceosome. The transcript is spliced from 3 exons.
GAAAGAAUUAUAAAAAAAUGUCUGCUGCAGUCAACCCUAAGGCCUUCCCUCUCGCCGAUGCCGCUUUAACCAGCACCAUUCUCGAUUUAGUUCAACAAGCUUCUCAUUACAAGCAACUCAAGAAGGGUGCCAACGAAACCACAAAGACCCUUAACAGAGGUAUCUCUGAAUUCAUUGUUAUGGCUGCUGACACCGAACCUUUGGAAAUUCUUCUCCAUCUCCCUCUUUUGUGUGAAGAUAAGAACGUUCCUUAUGUUUUCGUUCCCUCCAAGACUGCCUUGGGUCGUGCUUGUGGUGUUUCUCGUGCUGUUAUCUCUUGCUCCAUCACCACCAACGAAGCUUCUGACUUGAAGCCUCAAAUCUUGAACAUCAAGACUCAAAUUGAAAAGCUCCUUAUUUAAGUGUAUAUGUGUAUAUCCCCACCAACCAUCACAACAAAUUGCAAUAUUCAAAAGCAACAAAACUGAAUUUGUUGAAACAACUGUAUAUAUCAUCAUUUUAGAUCUACGUUUUUCUUGAUGAUCAUCGUUAGUGCUGAGGGCUUACACAUAUGUAUUUCUAAUUGUAUGGAUUAAUCUUUUCGUAUUAUUCUUUGUUCAAAUGAUGCACUGGCAGUGAAAGAAAAUAGUUUUUUUUUUCUACUGUAAAUAGCGCUUACAAUAAAACUUAAUGAAUCAAAUAUAUAAGGGAUCAAAGA